AUGCCCUCAGGCUCACUGAGACAUCGCCUAGUACCCGAGGCCGUGCUGGGCUUGUCGCAGUGCCAGCUGGCAGCGGAGGCCUCGCCUCGCGGUCUAAGGCAGGCUGUGCAGGCGGCCCACGGCCUGCAUCACGCCUUCGUGGUGGCCGUGCAGCUGCGCACAGCCCGAGCGGCUCUGGGGGCCGCCUUUCCCAGGGCGACCCUCGGUCGGGCUCCAGCGUGGAAGCCACGAGGACAUUUUCAGGGGGACGGUGUUGCGAUCCCAGGAGACAGCGUCCUCCGCGUGAAAGGCCGGUCUCCUGCUCUGCCUCUGCUCUUCCGCUCCAGGUCUCAAGACCCGGAGUUCACCGAAAGUACGCCUCUGCUCCGGAAUUCCUCACAAGACAAAGGGUCACGGAGCAUGCGUGCUCACCACCCUGAGUUCAUUCCUGAUGCAGAAUCAUGGGAAAACAGCUUGGCUGAGUGGGAGCACAGCUACAUGCUGACCAGAGAGGUGGCGGGUUGGUCUACAUCUGCCUCUUCAGAGAAGGAAGACCUAACAGACAGCACUGACCUCAGAGUCCCUCUGUUGAAGCUGAAGCGCUGUGUGCGGUGGCUGAAAGUCACAGGCCUGUUUGUCUUUGUGGUGCUGUGCUCUAUUCUGUUCAGCCUGUAUCCAGAUCAAGGAAGGCUCUGGCAGCUGCUGGCCGUGUCACCGCUGGAAAGCUACUCUGCGAACCUCAGUGGCCACCGAGACUCCACGCUGCUGCAGCUCAGCCUGGCGGGGGCGCUGGCGGCCAGUGGACCGAGCCGUUCCGGGCGAGAAGAGCAUGUCGUGGUGGAGGUGACCCAGACGGGCGCUCUGAGCUCCAGGCGGCGGCAGCCACAGCAGGUCACCCAGAACUGGACAGUACUUUUGAAUCCAAGCAGAAGCGAGCACUCGGUGGUGAGCAGGACCUUUGCCAUCCUGAGCAGAGAAAGUGUCUCCGUCAGUAUCCGGACCUCCCUGCAGCAGAGCCAGGCCAUCCCCCUCCUGCUGUCCCACCAGUACCUCCGCAUCAGCACCAACGCCCAAGUGGUCAUCGCAGCCGCCAUCCUCGCGGGGGUCUACACACUGAUCAUAUUUGAGAUCGUGCACAGGACUCUGGCGGCCAUGCUGGGAGCCCUCGCCGCGCUGGCAGCUCUGUCUGUGAUUGGCGACAGACCCAGCCUGACGCAGGUGGUGGAGUGGAUAGAUUUUGAAACCCUGGCCCUGCUGUUUGGCAUGAUGAUACUAGUAGCUGUAUUUUCAGAAACGGGGUUUUUCGAUUAUUGUGCUGUAAAGGCUUACCGGCUGUCCCGAGGGCGAGUGUGGGCCAUGAUCCUCAUGCUGUGUCUCAUCGCCGCUGUCCUGUCUGCCUUCCUGGACAACGUCACCACGAUGCUGCUCUUCACUCCAGUGACCAUAAGGUUAUGUGAGGUGCUCAACCUUGAUCCAAGACAAGUCCUGAUUGCAGAAGUGAUCUUCACAAACAUAGGAGGAGCGGCCACAGCCAUCGGGGACCCACCCAAUGUCAUCAUCGUCUCCAACCAGGAGCUGCGGAAGAUGGGUCUGGAUUUCGCCAAGUUCACAGCGCACAUGUUCGUUGGGAUUUGCCUUGUCCUCCUGGUCUCCUUUCCACUCCUCAGACUCCUUUACUGGAACAAAAAGCUUUAUAACAAGGAGCCCAGCGAACUUGUGGAACUGAAGCAUGAGAUUCGCGUGUGGCGGCUGACAGCCCAGCGCAUCAGCCCGGCCAGCCGAGAGGAGGCAGCUGUGCGUACCCUGCUGCUGGGGAAGGUGCGGGCGCUGGAGCACCUGCUAGCCCAGAGGCUGCGCAGCCUCCAGAGACAAAUCUCCCAGGAAGAUAAAAAUUGGGAGACCAAUAUCCAGGAGCUCCAAAAAAAGCACAGGAUAUCAGACGGGAUUCUGCUUGUCAAGUGCCUGAUAGUGCUGGGAUUUGUCAUCUUCACCUUCUUUCUCAAUUCAUUUGUUCCCAGCAUUCAUCUUGAUCUUGGAUGGACUGCCGUUCUGGGUGCCAUGUGGUUGCUAGUUCUAGCUGAUGUCCAUGAUUUUGAGAUAAUUCUACACAGAGUGGAGUGGGCGACCCUCCUGUUCUUUGCAUCACUCUUUGUUUUGAUGGAGGCGUUGGCACACCUCCACCUGAUAGAAUACGUCGGGGAGCAGACUGCUUUGCUGAUAAAGAUGGUCCCAGAGGACCGGCGCCUGGCCGCGGCCAUUGUCCUGGUGAUGUGGGUCUCAGCCUUGGCAUCGUCCUUGAUCGAUAACAUCCCGUUCACUGCCACCAUGACUCCUGUGCUCCUGAGCCUGAGCCGAGACCCUGGGGUCAGCCUGCCGGCCACGCCACUCAUGUACGCCCUGGCCCUUGGUGCCUGCCUAGGAGGUAAUGGGACGCUGAUUGGCGCAUCUGCGAACGUCGUCUGUGCGGGGAUCGCAGAGCAGCACGGCUGUGGAUUCUCUUUCAUGGAGUUUUUCAGGUUGGGCUUCCCAAUGAUGAUCGUGUCCUGCAUGGUUGGGAUGUGUUACCUCCUCGUUGCCCACGUGGUGUUGGGAUGGAAUUAGUAAGCAGUCACCGUCGGAAGACUACGGGAGACUUAAUCCACCAUCCACGUCAGCCAGAAAGCUGCCCGGGACCA
Messenger RNA from Octodon degus (degu), 2654 nucleotides. RefSeq names its product OCA2 melanosomal transmembrane protein (gene Oca2). Gene Ontology annotation, cellular component: melanosome membrane. The record is from RefSeq and is a predicted model, not a curated record. Gene Ontology annotation, biological process: melanocyte differentiation; transmembrane transport; melanin biosynthetic process. NCBI's taxonomy places the organism in Eukaryota, Metazoa, Chordata, Mammalia, Rodentia, Octodontidae. The transcript has 25 exons. Bases 1 to 2580 code for a protein of 859 amino acids.